Molecule: messenger RNA, 2274 nt
Organism: Malassezia restricta
Lineage: Eukaryota; Fungi; Basidiomycota; Malasseziomycetes; Malasseziales; Malasseziaceae
Product: XPG I-region protein
Exons: 1
Coding region: 1-2274 (757 amino acids)
Biological process (GO): mismatch repair; DNA recombination; DNA double-strand break processing
Cellular component (GO): nucleus
Molecular function (GO): 5'-flap endonuclease activity; 5'-3' DNA exonuclease activity
Source: RefSeq, a predicted model, not a curated record
AUGAUCCGGGGACUGGAGGGGUUCCUGCGCGAUGAAAAGCUAAUGCAAGAAGAGUCGCUAAGCGCGCUCAAGUACACGCGGCUUGGUAUUGAUCUGUCGUAUUAUUUACGACAGGUCUUGUCGAAACCUGAUUCGGCUGAGCCUCUCGUCGCAGCGAUUGGUGGCUUGCCCUUGGCACUUAUGUCGCGCGUCGAAAGUGAUAUGCGUGUACUGGAACAGCAUCGCAUCAAGCCUGUGUUUGUUUUGCAUGGACUGUCACCUGCCAAGCGCACGCGGCCUUUCAGUUACGAGGACCGCCGACCCGCGCAGCGGCAGCGUGCCUGGGACGCCUACGAGCAGGAUGACGUCUCGCUUGCGACGCAGCAAUUUGCGGCUAGCAACAGCAUGUUUUUUUCUGACCUAUACCGCUCUGUCCUACGGAUGUGUCGGUACCACCACAUUGACUAUGUCGUGGCACCGUACCAAGCUACAGGACAGCUUGUUAUGAUGGAGCGCCACCCGAAGCAGUACGUGCAUGCGAUGUAUGGGCCCUCUGAGCUUCUGGCUUUUGACGACGUAGACAAGGUUAUUUUGCACAUGGAUCUGCGUCAUGGCAAAUUCCAAUAUGCGUCUAAAGUCGCUCUGAUGAGUACGCUACAAUGCAAUGAAGCCGAAUUCCUCGAUACCGUUUUGCUUGUGGGCAUGGAGUACUGCCCGACGUUCCCUGCACUUCAGGAUGAAUCGACAGGUCUUGUUACUUCUGUUGGGACGCCUAAUCUGCGGGUCGUAUCACAGCAUGUGCGUCAGUACCGCAGCGGCUUUUUGCUGUGCAGCCACUUUAGCGAGCAUCCCAUGGUGGCCAAGGCAGCCUAUCUUGAUCAAUUCUGCCAUGCACGUGCUAUGAUCAAAUACAACAUCGUGCUGAGCCCAGAUGACGGCGCCAUCGUGCCGCUACCCUUGGCCCUGUGCGAGCGGGGACCCAAACCUGAAAUUCCCAGCGACUUGCACGAAAUCUUUUCUUUCCGUCUGCCCGAGCAAGUUUUGCUUUAUCUUUCACGCGGUCUUAUGAGUACAAGCGUGCUCGGAAGUCUGCUUAGUGGCUUUGUUAUCGAGCCAGCGCCCCUGGACAAUGGCGAGACGCAAGAGUAUCGCCACUUUGUGCGUACGUACCUGACAGAGGACCCCACAUCGCCGCGAUGUGUUGCUAUUGCCCUUAUCUGCGGUGCUAUGCAUCCAUUCUGGCGCCAGCGCAAGGUGUCGGCCGUGUAUUGGUUCCAGCCGCAGGUCGAUGUAACCGUACCACACGAUGCCCAGCCGACGCAGCACCUCAUCUCCCGCAUGAGCCAAUGGCAUGUGCCGGCUGCCAUGCUGGACGAAGAGCUGCGUCGUCAGAACUCAUCCACGAUCGAUAUUCCACUUUGUCUGCAUACGACGGCGGAUCCUGCACGUGCGAAGCACACCGUGGGCUUGACGGCCGUGCGCCUUGAAAAGAAAGAUGAACUGGUCGCCAACUCGCUCUGGCGAUUCCUGGAGCUGCGUGGCUUCCUGACUGCCGAGCAUACCCAUACGGCGUACGGGCGCGCUUUGUUUGCAGCCUUCCAGCACGUGCGUGUGAAUGAUCGUCUUCAGGAGCCGCUGUUCAUGGCACUAGAACUCAUCCGCGCUCGUGUGUUGCAUGCAAAUGCCUACAGCGACACGGAGUACAGCGGAGGGCCAUCGUUUGGCUCGGCUGACGAACGCAAGUGCAUGUUGCUUGCGAUGCGCACGCUCAGUCUGCUGCCUAUGUCAUUCAAGGCUCAGGCAUGGGAUGCGCCGCUCUCUCGCGAGAUGCUUGUAUUCAACUCAUUCUCCAGGAGUCUCUCUCGUUCGUUGCGCUCGCUUGUUGAGAUGGUCAUGGUGUCGUUGCUCUUGCAUACCGAAUCACGUCAGCAGCGUGACGACUACGUCGACUUGAGCUUCAGUUUGCCGUUCCAGUCGGAUACGAACACGGGUAUGGGCAUUUUGAUCAAGUGUUACAUGGAUGCGUUAUACACGCUACAUAAUGGCCCCAUUACCGUCGGCGAAGCCCAUGCGCCGGACGUCGUGGAGGCCAAAAAGACGGUCGUUGACAUGCUCAUCGAGACAUUUGAAAAUGUGCGCGACGUGACGCUGGAGCUGCGUCGUGCCAGGCGGUUUUGGACGGCGCUUAUGGCGGCUGUCGAUGUGCUGGCUGCAGAAAAGGUCAUGGAGGCUGACUUGCACAGGCAAUUCUGCUCGACUCACGCGUACCUUGAGCCGCUUUGGCCAUCCUGGUGA